UCUCUGACCCAGCCCGGCUGUACGUGCUAAGCCCACACCCGCCAGCAAACCGCUGCACGAGCCGCGAGUGCACCUGGACGCGCGCAAGAGCUCGACAGCAUGAACGGUGACGGCUAUUCUCGAGACGGAGGGCGCUCAGGCGGAGGCCGAGACUACUCCUCGAGGGAUGACCAUCGCGACCGCCGGGGCGACAGAGGCGACCGCGGCGACCGCGGCGAUAGAGGCGACCGCGGAGGCGACCGUGGAGGCGACCGCGAUGACAGGCGCCGCCGCCGCUCGCGCUCGCCGCGCCACAGCUCGCGCCGCGACUACGAGGUAGACACGUACUCGUCGAGCCGCGACUACCGCGAGCGCGAGCGCGAAACCACAUACGCCCGCCGCGAGCGCCGUGACGACCGCAAUUGGGGCGAUUCGUAUGCUCGCCGCGACCGCCCGCGACACGACCGCGACGACGACCGCGGACACGGCCGCCGAGACAGGAACGACCGAGAGUUUGAAGACCGUGGACGUGGAGGCGGAGGCGGACGACGUGGUGGUGGUGGAGGUGGUGGUGACGGCGGUUUUGGCGGUGGUGGGCGUGACAGGAGGCAGAAGUCGGCAUCCCCUCCGUACAAGAAGCGCGAACCGACGCCCGACCUGACCAGCUUCGUGUCCAUCCUGAACCACCCGCGCCGCAUGACCCAGUGGGACAUCAAGCCCGCAGGCUACGACAACAUCACGGCCGAGCAGGCCAAGCUCUCGGGCCAGUUCCCGCUGCCCGGUGCCCCUCGCGCUGCUCCCAUGGACCCGUCCAAGCUCGCUGCUUUCGCGAACCCGGAAACUGGCACAGCUUCCACUUCAGGCUUGUUGCCGUCCAACUCCCUGCAAGCCCGACGUCUGUUCAUCUACAACAUCCCGCAAGAGGUCACAAACGACGACAUUGUCGAAUUCUGGAAUCUGCAGCUGAACGGUCUCAACGUCGUGUCAGGCCGCGAUCCAUGUGUCAGCGCACAGCUUGCCACCAGCCGCGCCUACGCUGCCAUUACCUUCAAGACCGCCGAAGACGCGACCGUGGCCCUGGCUAUGGACAACAUUUCCAUGCGUGAUGGCGAUCAAGUCGGCCUUUCAAUUCGACGUCCCAAGGACUACAUCACCCCCGUCGCCGACGGCACUGCCACCACCGGUGAUACAGUCUCCUCGCACGUCGCAGACAGCCCCAACAAACUCAGCAUCACUAACAUUCCUACGUAUGUGGACGAGGAGCAGGUGCGUGAGCUCGUCGAGACCUUUGGCGCACUCAAGGCCUUCGUGCUGGUCAAGGACACUAGCACCGAGCAGCAUCGCGGCAUUGCCUUCUGCGAGUAUGUAGACCCUGAGAUUGUAGAGCACGUCAUUGAAGGCUUGAACUCCAUCCCUCUCGGCGAAGGAACCCUCAAGGUCACCCGCGCCACCAUCGGUCUGCAGCAGCAAAUCGCCAUUGACGGCGGCGUGGGCGCUAUCUCGAUGCUUGCCGGCGCCACUGCUGCCGAUACCCGCGAGAGGAGCCGUGUCAUCUGCUUGAUGAACAUGGUGACUCCCGACGAGCUUCUCAACGACGACGAAUACGACGAAAUCAAGGAAGACAUCGAAGAAGAGUGCUCGAAAUACGGCGCCAUCCUCGAAGUCAAGAUCCCCCGCCCCGCAGGCGUCCGCUCAAGCGCCGGCGUCGGUAAAAUCUACAUCAAAUACGAAGACGCCGACAAGGCGCAGACGGCCAUCAAGAGUCUCGCCGGAAGGCAGUUUUCCCGGAGAACGGUUUUGGCAACCGAGUUCUCGGAGGAAGGCUUCGACGUGGAGGCGUGGUAGACUGCUUCUGCGUGUUUCAUGCCCCUACCGCUCGUGCCUCUGCGUUUCCUCACUGGAUUUGGGCGGUGCUUGCUUGGUGCCAGCAAUUGAAGUUUGGGUGGGGUGGUUCGUCGAGCGGCUGCGCCGGUGCGGGGGGUAGAAUUGAACUUCAAAAAUGAGCCGCGGCGACGAGCAAGCGACACGCUGCAUGGAGACAAGAGGAAAUGGAAAGCGCGGCUCCUGUACACUAAUUUGACAUGAAUAUUGGAAUGUGCAAAAACGGACGGAAAUCUUUGUUUAGAGCCCUGAUAC
Messenger RNA from Paraphaeosphaeria sporulosa, 2115 nucleotides. RefSeq lists its product as uncharacterized. Gene Ontology annotation, cellular component: U2-type prespliceosome; commitment complex; U2AF complex. The record is from RefSeq and is a predicted model, not a curated record. Bases 100 to 1824 code for a protein of 574 amino acids. Lineage: Eukaryota; Fungi; Ascomycota; Dothideomycetes; Pleosporales; Didymosphaeriaceae. The transcript is spliced from 5 exons. Gene Ontology annotation, biological process: mRNA processing. Gene Ontology annotation, molecular function: poly-pyrimidine tract binding; pre-mRNA 3'-splice site binding.